AUGCCCUCUCCUACAGACAACGCGGAAGAUGCCCCUACCAAUGCUCCCGCCACAUGUCCGAUGAAAGAAUGGCCGCGUGCACUCCACCACAUUGAUCGAAAGGAGCUCUACGUCAACCUCGAAAGCCGAAUUCACUAUCUACACACCUUUCUCGACUUUAGCUCCAACGACAUUGAAGCCCUGAUCAAUGGAUCCAAAUACGUCAAAGCCCUCAUCCCCGCUAUCGUCAAUAUCGUAUACCGCAAACUUUUGCAAUACGACAUCACGGCGCGAGCAUUCCAAACCAGGAGCACCAGCUUCGAAGGUCCGCUCGACGAAUUCCCCAGCGAGGAUAGCCCGCAGAUUAUGCAUCGAAAGAUGUUUUUGAGGGGUUACUUGGUCAAACUUUGCUCCGAUCCAAGCAAGAUGGAAUUCUGGGAGUAUCUCGACAAAGUCGGCAUGAUGCACGUCGGCCAAGGGCGGCAACAUCCCCUGCACGUCGAAUACAUCCACAUUGGGGCCUGUCUCUCCUUCAUUCAAGAUACCUUCACCGAGGCAAUUCUGUCCCAUCCGCGCCUUCAGCUAUAUCGGAAAAUUGCACUGGUCAAAGCAAUGGGAAAAGUAAUCUGGAUCCAAAACGACCUGUUUGCAAAAUGGUAUGUCCGGGAUGGCGAAGAGUAUGCCGGUAGCGAAACGGACAAGGUGGCUGUUGAAGAAGAGGGCUAUCUACAUGGGCAGAGGGUGGUUGGGGAGCCGGAUGAGAUGCUGUCUAGUGGUAAUUUCAGUGCCAGUGCUGGGUAA
Molecule: messenger RNA, 780 nt
Organism: Talaromyces rugulosus
Lineage: Eukaryota; Fungi; Ascomycota; Eurotiomycetes; Eurotiales; Trichocomaceae
Exons: 3
Coding region: 1-780 (259 amino acids)
Molecular function (GO): heme binding; oxygen binding
Source: RefSeq, a predicted model, not a curated record